CGUUGACAGUGUAAAUAUCAGUCCGGAGCAGAGAGAGCGAGCGCGUCAGAUCUUUAACAACUUCAGCGCGCGAAUUUUCAGACGUUGAAUUCUUCAAGUGGAGAAAGACACAGACAGGAGUUGGUCGUGGCCAUGGAGUUGAAUUCAGUGCUUUUGACGGCGGGUGGCUCUAUUGGAUUUUUUAAACUUGUCAAUUGUGGUGUCAGUAAACUCCCUAUACCCGAGUCUGCGUGCAGAAACGCCUGGAAAUGGAGAAAUGUAUGCACAUCUUUGACACACAGUCUGAUAACUGGGAUAUGGGCUGUACUGUGCUUUUUCGUACACCCACAGAUGGCCGAAGAUUUGAUAGGAACCCAUUCUGUGUUCUCGCAUGCAUUGGUUUCUGUAUCAAUCGGUUACUUCAUCUAUGACUUCCUUGAUAUGGUGCUCAACCAGAAGAUGAUCCUGUCAUGGGAGCUCCUAUUCCAUCACACAGUGGUGAUCAGCUGUUUUGGCAUCGCCGUCCUGACCGGCCGCUACGUUGGCUUUGCUGUGGUGGCCCUCCUGGUUGAGAUCAACUCUGUGUUCCUCCACCUGCGCCAGAUCUUAUGCAUGGCCAGCCUAGCAGCAGGCGACCUCUACCGCAUCAACAGCAUGGUCAACCUAGGUACCUACGUGGUGUUCCGGAUCAACACCCUGGCCUGGAUGACCCGCUGGCUGGUCCUGAACCGGGACAACGUCCCCCUGUUCAGCUACACAGCUGGGAGUGUAGGGCUUGCCGUCAUGACCGCCAUGAAUAUAGUCCUCUUCUACCGCCUGCUGAGGUCUGACUUCCUCAAGAGUAGUGCACCCAUGCCCACAGAGGUUAAAGAGAGUAGAGGGCAAGGAGAGGGAAAGCAGGAGACGUAGUGUGGGAUAAUCUCUCUCCUGUUUUGGGGUACAGGCAUUUACAAUUCACACAAGUCCAUUGAAUGAUAGCCAAAAAUACACCUAUGUAUAAAAUAUACAAUUCUACUAUUCAUUACAUUUGAUGUUUUACAGUGCAUUCGGAAAGUAUACAGACCCCUUGACUUUCACCACAUUUUGAUACGUUACAAUCAUAUUCUAAAAUGGAUUACAUUUUUUCCUUAUCAAUCUACACACAAUACCCCAUAUGACAAAGUCAUUUUUGCAAAUUAAUUUGAAAAAACCCCGGAAAUAUCACAUUCACGUAAGUAUUCAGAUCCUUUACUCAGCACUUUGUUGAAGCACCUUUGGCAGCGAUAACAACCUUGACUCUUCUUGGGUAUGACGCUGCAAGCUUGGCCCACCUACAUUUGGGGAGUUUCUCCCAUUCUUCUCUGCAGAUCCUUUCAAGCUCUGUCAGGUUGGAUGGGGAGUGUUGCUGCACAGCUAUUUUCAGGUCUCUCCAGAGAUGUUCGAUUGGGUUCUAGUCUGGGCUUUAGCUGGGCCACUCAAGGACAUUCAGUGACUUGUCCCGAAGCCACUCUUGCCUGUGUGCUUAGGGUUUUUGUCCUGUUUUCAUCUUUGUCAGGUUUUCAUCAAGUGUCUCUCUGUACUUUGCUCCAUUCAUCUUUCCCUCGAUCCUGACUAGUCUCCCAGUACCUGCCGCUGAAAAACAUCCCCACAGCAUGAUGCUGCCACCACCAUGCUUCACCGUAGGGAUGGUGCCAGGAUUCCUCCAGAUGUGAUGCUUGGCGUUCAGGCCAAAGUGUUCAAUCUUUCAUCAGACGAGAGUCUUGGUAGUUCCAAACUUCUUCCAUUUAAGAAUAAUGGAGGCCACUGUGUUCUUGGGGACAUACAAUGCUGAAUACAUUUUUGGUACUCUCCCCAAGAUCUGUACCUCAACACAAUCCUGUCUCGGAGCUCUACGAACAAUUCCUUGGACCUCAUGGCUUGGUUUUUGCUAUGACAUGCAAGGUCAACUGUGGGCCUUUAUAUAGACAGGUGUGUGCCUUUACAAAUCAUGUCCAAUCAAUUUAAUUCAUCAAAGUUGUAGAAACAUCUCAAGGAUGAUCAAUGGAAACAGGAUGCACCUGAGCUCAAUUUCGAGUCUCAUAGCAAAGUGUCUUUCAGUUUUUAAACAUUUGAAUACAUUUCUAAAAACCUGUUUUUGCUUCAUCAUUAUGAGUUAUUGUGUGUAGAUUAAUGAGGGGAAAAAAUAAUUUCAUCAAUUUUAGAAUAAGGCUGUAACCUAACAAAAUGUGGAAAAAGUCAAGACAUUUGAAAUUAUACAUAUGAAAUGUCUUACAAGUUGAGGUGCAAAUCCCAUAGCACUGACAAAGAAAAAACAUAUAUAUAAAAAUAUACAUACUACAGGGAAUUAUUGAAUCCAAACCUGUGUCUUCUUGAACAUAUUGUAAACAUGCUGAUUAACACUAGCACUAAGAAUUGAAGACGUUUAUUGGCCAAUUCUUAUAUAAACUAAACACUUGCUACCUCAAAAGUCUGUAGCAGCUGCAUCUGUUCCCAACAUGAGCUUUGCUAUCUAUGUUGUAAGGGUUCAGCUGUCUUGUUGCCAAUUACAAACCGGUAAAAAGGAAAUUGUCCUUUUUAUUUGAAGGUUGAUGAACUUGACUAGUUGUUCGGUUGUUGAAGUCUUUAAUGUUUCAACCAGAAGAAUAAUAAAUCAUCCAAAUUAAGAAUAGAAGUGGCAUGUUGGUAUUCAUCAAAACUGUUUGGUUGCUAACCAAACAACAAGGCUGACUUCAGAUUGGGUUUCUCUCUCUCUCUCUCACACACACACACACACACACACACACACACACACACACACACACACACACACACACACACACACACACACACACACACACACACACACACACACACACACACACACACACACACACACACACACACACACACACACACAGAGGCAACAGCUGCUAUGUUAGUCCAUUUGGAGAUUGCUUAAGUCUAGAGUGUACCUGUCAAUUCUAGGUUCACACAUUCACCUUGACAACCAAGAGAGAAAGCUCUUCCCACGCCCACCAGCUAAUGACAUCACUAAUGACAUCCAGCCCCGCAGGCCAUUAGGCUGGCGUCUGAUGACUCACAUGGGGUGGUGGUCAUUGAUGUGUCAUUACAGAUUUGGCCUGAAGGAGGCAGCAUUCUCCAUAGAUUCAUAAUCUAGGUCAGGGGUUGGGUUCCUUACAGUCUCUAAGGAAGGAUAUGGGACAGGUGAACUAAUCCUGGAUUUGUGCCUAGAAGGGCAACUUCAACCUAGAGCUCCAGUCCUGAUUGAUAUCACACUUUCCCACCAGCUAACACACCUGACUCCAGUAAUCACCUAAUCAUGGGCCUCCCGAGUGGCGCAGUGGUCUAAUGCAUUGCAGUGCUAGCUGUGCCACUAGAGAUCCUGGUUUGAGUCCAGGCUCUGGCUGCGACCUGGAGACCCAUGGGGCGGUUCACAAUUGACCCAGCGUCGUCCGGGUUAGGGGAGGGUUUGGCUGGCAGGGAUCUCCUUGUCCCAUUGCGCUCUAGCGACUUCUGUGCCGGGCGCAUGCAUGCUGACACAGUCGCCAGGUGUACGGUGUUUCCUCCGACACAUUUGUGUGACUGGCUUCCGGGUUAAGCGGGCAUUGUGUCAAGAAGCAGUGCGGCUUGGUUGGGUUCUGUUUCGGAGGAUGCACGCCUCUCCCGAGUCCAUACAGGUGUUGCAGUGAUGGGACAAGAAAUUGGGGAGAAAAAGGCAACAAAUAAAAUAUAUAUAUAUACAAAAAAAGAAUUAGAAUCACCUAAUCAUGAUCUUCAGUUUAGAAUGAAAUGAGUUUAAUCAGCUGUGUUUGUUAGGGAUGGGAAAGUGUGGCACCACUCCGGUACUUCGGUAUUGUUGCGCUGAAGAUUUUAUAACAAGAUGUAUUUCUAUGUUUUGUUCCAGUUUUUAUUUAAUUAAAUGUUUUUAUAUUUGUAAUUUAUUUGUACUCUAAAAAAAUGUGGAUUAAUUGUCAAGGGUGAAUAAAAGUAUAAAUAUGGUUAAUGAACACAGUUAACCCUUUGAAUAAUAUUGUUUAUACCUUCAGAAGAAUUGUUGGUUAUGUUGGAGAUAUAUGGAUUGCUAGCUACAGUAUGUGGUGUAUAAGCUGUUGGGCAUUGUGGUGUUUCUGUAACCAGUGAGGUGUUCUGCCUGUUUCCCUGAGUCUAGAACAUCCAUGAGGGUCUUUUGGAAAGAGACUUUAUUCUUUUUUGCUUUUUGCUUAUUUUGCUCUCUGACUAAAUACAUCCACUAUUGCAGGGGUGGGCAGUCUCACCCUGCAAGGGCUGAUGUGGGUGCAAGUUUUGGUUACAUCCAAGCAGUAAUUCUAUUUGACCAAUUCUUGAUGGAAUAGUAUGAUGAGAAUAGCAAAAUUAGAUGACCCUACCAAUGGCAACACACUGCUAUACUGUACCGCUAUCGACAAUGAAAAGACACUAAUGAUGUUUGAUAUGAAGCUAAUUAACAAAGAAUAAUUAACAAGCUUGCUUCAGCUGCUUGAAUAGACCUCCCUAACAACAGAGAGUCAAUGAGGGGCUGAAGAUUUGUCUAUAAAAACAGUCAUUUGUUUCCAUUCAAAAGUUGCCUUUUUUCGCGAAAAGACUCUUGAAUGAACUUCACUUGUUUGCCACGUAUAUGUAUGUGCUAUAUUUGUUUAUUUUCUAGCAGCUUAACCUUCAGUUGUGAUGGUGAUAUCUGAAGUACUUGCAUUAACUUGUGAGCUUUAUAUUGUGUGCUGUUUUGUAAUGAUAUGAUACCAGGAAUGACAUACUGUUAUUGCUAUUUGCCAUUAUAAUUGUAAAGUACCAUUGUGGCCUAGAUGGUUGGUAAGUGUCUGUGUAUUGUUGUCGUCUUUUGUAACUUUGGUAAUAAAGGAUACGACAAUA
Messenger RNA from Oncorhynchus keta (chum salmon), 4842 nucleotides. RefSeq names its product TLC domain-containing protein 2-like. Gene Ontology annotation, cellular component: plasma membrane. The coding region runs from base 133 to 888 and encodes 251 amino acids. Gene Ontology annotation, biological process: membrane assembly; phospholipid homeostasis; regulation of membrane lipid distribution. The record is from RefSeq and is a predicted model, not a curated record. The transcript is spliced from 5 exons. Lineage: Eukaryota; Metazoa; Chordata; Actinopteri; Salmoniformes; Salmonidae.